Molecule: messenger RNA, 3930 nt
Organism: Antrostomus carolinensis (chuck-will's-widow)
Lineage: Eukaryota; Metazoa; Chordata; Aves; Caprimulgiformes; Caprimulgidae
Gene: SMCHD1
Product: structural maintenance of chromosomes flexible hinge domain containing 1
Exons: 31
Biological process (GO): double-strand break repair
Source: RefSeq, a predicted model, not a curated record
ACAUAUCUAUCACUAUUAUAUACAUGGACCAAAAGGAAAUGAAACUAAUGCUAUAAUAAAAGACAUAAGCCCUUUCAACAACAUCGACAUUCAGAUUUCAAUGUUUGAAAAAGGAAAAGUACCGAAGAUUGUCAAUCUUAGGGAGAUCAAAGAUGACAUGCAAACAUUGUAUAUAAAUACUGCAGCAGAUAGUUUUGAGUUUAAGGCACUUGUUGAAGGAGAUGGUAUAGUGGAAGGCAUCAUCCGAUAUCAUCCCUUCCUGUAUGAUAAAGAGACAUACCCUGAUGAUCCAUGUUUUCCAUCAAAAUUAAAUGAUGAUGACGAUGAUGACGACUGCUUCAUAGUAGACAAGGGUGCCAGAGGAAAAAGGCCUAUUUUUGAAUGCUUUUGGAAUGGAAGAUUAAUACCAUACACAACUGUGGAAGAUUUUGACUGGUGCGCUCCUCCAAAGAAGAGAGGAUUAGCACCAAUUGAAUGCUACAACAGAAUUUCUGGUGUGUUAUUUACCAAUGACAAGUUCCAGGUCAGCACAAACAAACUCACUUUCAUGGAUCUGGAGCUGAAGUUAAAAGAUAAGAAUACUCUGUUUACGAGAAUCUUCAAUGGACAGGAGCAGCGAAUGAAAAUUGAUAGAGAAUUUGCUUUGUGGCUCAAAGACUGUCAUGAAAAAUAUGACAAACAGAUAAAAUUCACAGUUUUUAAAGGAAUAACUACACGUAGUGAUUUACCAUCCAAAAGAAUGCAGAGCCCUUGGACAAUAUAUGCUGCAAUAGAGUGGGAUGGGAAGACAUACAAAACUGGACAGCUGGUGAAAACUGUUAAGACUCUUCCAAUAUUCUAUGGAACUAUUGAGAAAUUUUUUUUGUAUGGAGACCAUGAUGGGGAUAUAUUUGCCACUGGAGGAGAGGUUCAAAUUGCUUUGGAACCUCAGGCAUUGUAUGCUGAAAUGAAAACUAUUCCAAUCUCAAAACUUGACAGAACAGUGUCUGAUAAAGCUGUUAAAAAAUACAUAGAGGAUGAAAUGGCAAGACUUCCUGACAAAUUAUCAGUAACAUGGCCUGAAGGAGAUGAGUUAAUACCAAAUGAAACAAGAUUUGCUGGUACACCAAUAGGAGCGUUAAGAAUAGAAAUUUUGAAUAAAAAAGGAGAAGCAAUGCAGAAACUUCCAGGUACAAGCCAUGGAGGUUCAAAGAAACUUCUUGUUGAACUCAAAGUUAUUUUACAUUCACCUACUGGAAAUAAAGAAAUAAUUUCCCAUAUCAGUCAGCAUGGAGGAAAAUGGCCAUAUUGGUUUAAAAAAAUGGAAAAUCUUCAGAAACUUGGGAACUACACUUUGAAACUACAAGUAGUAUUGAAUGAAAGUAACGCAGACACUUAUGCAGGGAGGCCUCUACCAUCUAAAAUAUUUAAAUUUACUAUUAUAGAGGGCAAACCAGAGAAAUUUUCAGUGGGUCUUUUGGACCUUCCUUUUCGAGUUGGAGUGCCUUUUAAUAUUCCUUUGGAAUUACAGGAUGAAUUUGGUCAUGCAACACAGCUGACAACUGUCAUUAAACCAGUUCUUGAAGCUAGUGGAUUGACACUGGAGUACGAAGAAAUAACUGUAGGAACAAAGUGCAUCAUUAAAGGUGUCACUGCUAAAGGCUGUGUAAAUAGUUGCCAGGGCAAGAACUUUAAUCUGAAGGUUACUCUUCCUGGUUUGAAAGAAGACACACAAAUCUUUAAAAUAAGAUUGCAGCCUGGCCCUCCUCAUCAAUUGAAAGUAAAACCAGAUUCUGAAGUUCUAAAGAUUGAAAAUGGUACAGCUUUCCCCUUUCAGGUUGAAGUACUGGAUGAAUCAGGAAAUAUAACAUCACAGCCAAAGUUGAUAGUUCACUGUAAGUUUUUAGGUGCUUCAAACCUUCCUGUAUAUUCUGUGGACUGCAGUAAUGCGGGAACAAACAUUUUAACUGGUCCAGUUAUACAUGUACAGAAUAUCAAGAAAGACCAGGUGCUGAAAGCAAGGAUUGAAAUUCUUAGUUGUAAGGAUGUGCCACCAGUGGAAAAGAUUAUUAAACUUCUUCCUAGCAGUCAUGUUGCAAGAAUACAGAUCUUAAGUAUGGACGGACAAAAAGCUAUUCAAAUUAAACAUCAGGAUGAAAUUAAGUGGGUUGCUGGCAACGUCAUGCGCAACCUUAUAUUUCAGAUGUAUGAUGAAGGAGAAAGGGAGAUAAACAUAACUCCAGCUUUGGCAGAAAAAAUCAAGGUUAACUGGACACCUAGAAUUAACAAAGAACAGUUGGUUCAGGGAUUAUUACCUGAUGUAAAAGUACCAACAUCAGUAAAAGAUGUACGUUACUGUCUAAUUACUUAUCUUGAUGACCAUGUGUCUUUGGAGAGUGCAUUCACAGUCAGACCACUUCCUGAUGACCCCAAACACAUUAAGUGUAAAUUAAAAGGACCAAACACACUGCAGUUGGGUGAAGAACUACAAAGUGAAAUUGAUGUAAUGAUUACAGAUCAGUAUGGAAAUCAGGUUCAGACAGUGACAUCUGCAUGUGUAAAUUCCCUAGGAGUUUCUGGACCUGGACUUGAUAAAUCAAAUUUGAAAAUAACUUGGCAGGAAAGUACUCUAACAAUGAGAGUAAAAGGUAUUCGGUUUAAACCUUGUUUACUUGGAAGCAAAGAAUUGUGCUUCGCCUGGCGUGAAUUUUCUGACUUUCUCAGAGUAAAUUUAACUGCAGGAUCCCCUGCUAAAUUGCAGUUUGUGGAUUGGCCAGACUUAGAAAAGCCUGUCACAGUGAUUAAUGGUAGAGAAUUGCAGAAGCCUCUUAUUGUUCAGCUCUGUGAUCAGUGGGGAAAUCCAUGUCCUGAACCAAAUGUCAAAAUCAGCCUUACAAAGAGUAACAACUUAAAGAUUGUUCCUUCAAACCAGCAACAUAAAACAGAUGAAAAUGGUAGGGCUAACCUGGGAGUUGUUAGUAUUCAUGCACCUAGGGGAGAGCACACUUUACAGCUUAAAUCCUUAUACAACAAGACCACAUUAGAUUGUCCUAUAAUCACAUUAAAUGUCCUGCCUGACCCUGAGAAACCUGUCUGCUUGAAUGUUAAAUUUGACAAAAAUACUUCUUUUCCAGCAGGAGGUACCUUCCCUGAUUUUAUGGUUAGUGUUCUUUCUGAAGAUGACAACAUUAUUAAAAAUAUUAAUCCAGCACGGAUAUCUAUGAAAAUGUGGGAAGCACAGAGCAGUGGAACUAGGAUACCAGUUGAAGUUACAACAUUUAGCUGUAGUAAAGUGAAGGAUGACAAGGAAGAUGGCUUCUUCUACUUCAGGGAUAAAGUGAUUCCAGAGAGAGUGGGCACUUACAGUAUCCAGUUUACCUUUGCAAUGGAUAAGACAAAUAUGCUUCUCAGUGACCAGAUUAUAGUUGAAGUUGUACCUAAUGACCCUGUACGCUUGUUACCUGAUUCUUUACCAGCUACUCCAGCAGUUUCCAAUGUUCGAACUCUUACUAGCCGUACACUGGUCAAGGAUUUAUCCCUCCAUGUAAUGGAUGAAUACAACAACCGCACUGGAAUUGAUCUAGUUGGCAGAAUAAUAGCAAAAAUUAAGAGCCCCAGUGAAGAUGAUAUAGAGAUCCCACAGUUUCAGGGGAAAGUCAGUACAACUGAGUUUCCAUUUGACAGAGGAUCAGCAAAAAUUAAUCUAGUGCUGGCUGAAAACAGUCCUGGAAGAGAUAGCACUGAAUAUAUUCUUGUAUUUGAGCCAGAUCUGCCAGCUUUGAAAAAACCUUUGGAACCAUACCGUCUGUCAUUUAUGUUUUACAACGAUUUCAAGAAGCAGCAACAGAUGGCAACACUUACAAGGGAGAGAGACCAAUUAUCUCAGUCCAUAGGUGUUUACAGAAAUUGGUUUGAUACCACUAAUCAGCUUGUAACUGAAAUGAAAUGUAA